CAUACCUCCUGUGAGGUCACAAAAGCCAGGGUGGAUCCCAUGGCUAGGGCUCUGGCACCGUCUUUGCUGGGGCAUCUUUCCUCUUCCAGGGCGUCCUGCUGGAACAGGCAGGGGGCAGCAGCUGCCCUAUCCCUUCAGGGCCUGAUUAAGACAGUUCUCUGGGCUUAUGACAACUGGAUCCCCUUGAUUCUGUGACCAGAGCACCCGUUUUGGGCACCUUUCCACUGCGUGUUCCUGGGCCUGUGUGAGCUAUCUUUUAUUCGAAGAUAUCCUGGAUGGGACUCUCAGCUCUGUUACUGGUUUCCACAUGUCUAUCCCCAAACACAAACAUCUAUGGUCGCCAUAUAUUUAGAUGGAAGAGUGAAAGGCAUUUUGAAAAUAAAUGUCACACACUGCAAAGGAAAAAUGUGCUCCCAGCAAGAGACAGAACUUUCUCCAUGAUCUAGGCAAGAACAUGAGCCGUCACUACACAAAUAACAACUGCUCGUUCGACGAUGUGGAUAAGCUGAUGAGUGCCUUGCAGCUGGCAGUCCACAUCCCCACCUUCCUCCUGGGCCUGGUCCUUAAUCUCUUGGCAAUCCGAGGCUUCAGCGCCUUCCUUAAGAGAAAGAAGCAGCCAGAAUACACUGCCACUUCCAUCUACAUGAUUAACUUGGCUGUCUUUGACUUACUGCUUGUGCUCUCACUACCAUUCAAGAUGGUGCUGCCGCAAGUGGAGACCUCCUCCCAAGCUUUCUGCACUCUGGUGGAGUGCCUCUACUUCAUCAGCAUGUACGGGAGUGUCUUCACCAUCUGCUUCAUCAGCCUGGACCGGUUCCUAGCCAUCCAGUACCCAAUCCUGGUCAGCCACCUCCGGUCCCCCAGGAAAACCUUUGGGAUCUGCUGCAUCCUCUGGAUCCUGGUGUGGAUCGGAAGCACCCCCAUCUAUACUUUCCAUGGGGAAAUGGAUAAAUACAAGUGCUUCCACAACAUGUCUGACGGCACCUGGAGUGCCAAGGUCUUCCUCCCCCUGGAGAUCUUUGGCUUCCUGCUUCCCAUGGGCAUCAUGGGCUUUUGUUCCUAUAGGAGUAUUCACAUUCUGCUGGGCCGUCGGGCCUACACCCAGGACUGGGUCCGACAGAGAGCAUGCGUCUGGACCAUCGCUACCAACCUUGUCAUCUUCGUGGUCUCCUUUCUCCCAGUGCACUUGGGUUUCUUCCUGCAGUUCCUGGUGAGGAAUGGCUUCAUAGCAGAGUGCAGAGUUAAGCAGAACAUCAGCUUGUUCCUGCAACUGUCCCUGUGCUUCUCCAACAUCAAUUGCUGCCUUGAUGUUUUCUGCUAUUACUUCGUCAUCAAAGAAUUCCGCAUGGGCAUCAAGGCCCACCGGCCUUCCACAGUCCAGCUGGUCCACCAGGACACCAUGAUCUCCAGGGGUUAAGGGACGGUAACCCUCUCAAGGGAAGGAGAUCCUAGUCCCAAAUUUUCAUAAGGAGCACCCCGUGCUUCUUUGACACUUGCUGAGUUACAUCUUUGUUCUGUGUACCCCUAAGACCGGUCCACGGCACCUGGAUGGCUGACAUAUAUCACCUUUGGUCUGGGUUUGCUAAAGAACCAGGUGAUUUCAUUUCUAAGUUCAAAAUGUAUGAAGCAGAAGAAACGAGCAAGGAAACGUAGCUUUAGCCAUUUGUUUCUCAGCUUUGCAUUCUGUUGGAAGAGUCUAAAAAGGAAGAGAGAGAUGGAGAAUGGAUUAGGGCGAGGAAUCAAGAGCAUUUUGGUAGAGAUCUAGGGAUAGGGAGAUCUUGUUCAAGAUAGAACAAGCUUGUACUUUUUUUCCAGACCCUUCUGAAGCUCUGUUCGCAAUGACCUCACAGAAAUGAUGACCAAGAGGGCUUUUAAGGGCUGAACAAAUUCCUUUCCAGUCCUAAAAGACACAAGAGGCCAUCCAAACCUCAAGCCCCUGAGAAGGAUUAGAUGGAGGGAGGGGGCUAUGUGAAGCAGGUCAUGGGGAAACAGGAGACACUGUGGGGCCAAUUGGGACAGAGUGGGAAGGAUACAGAGUGAAAGGGACCAGAAUAUACCCAGGGAAGGAAAGAGACACACCGGAGCUGGAACUGGAUGCCUCCUCCCCUAGUACCCCUUAGUGCUGUCCCAGGACUAAGCCAAAAAAUAUAGCUCUCUCGGAGGUGACCAGUCUUCUUUCUUGAACAGCCUUGAAGUAGUUCAUUAGACCUGUGUGAAGGGGCCGAGAAAGGAUUGGUCUUAACUUGGUUCAGCCAUAGCACAAUGAAGAAGGUGUCCCUUUUGGGUCCUGGUUGGACAACCGGUGACACUGUCUAGGGAGCUGGGCAGGAACUGGAUGGGAGGGGGUGACUUUCUUCAUUGGCCACACAAAGGAUUGGAGGACAGUAGUAGAUGCUCGCCAGCCCUGGAGGGAAACUACAGACAGCUGAAGCAGUGUGGGAGCCUUCCCCGGCUCUUCUCACCCUGGCAGAGGAGCUCACAGUGACAGCCGAAGGCCGAGCUUGCGAUGACUCAGCUGUUCCAGAGAGUGAAAUGAUUAGAAGGACAAAUUGUGGGGUGUUUUUGCAAGACGGAAGGAGUGGGUUGAGAAGAAACCCAUGAGACUUGACACGAAUGAGACACGGUCUUUAGGAAGAGAAGCAGCCCGAGCCCUGACCAACUGGAUCCUACAGGAUCAGCGGCUGGGGGAGGGGUGGUGACAUGGGGAGGGAUGGGAGAAGAUGGAGAUGUGUCUAUAAUUUGGGACCUGCCCACGGAGCAGAAGACGGAGGUGAAGCAAGGUGUAGGAGAAAGGAGGAGCAGGGAGGGAGGGAGAGGAGGCAGGGGGAGAAAGAGGAUAGAAAAGGAGGAGAGGAGGAAGAUGGAUGGGCAGGAAGGGCUGAGGCAGGGAGAGAAGAGGAAGGGUGGGGGCGAGGGGGAGAGGCAGAGCGGCUUCCUCCUCAGAGGCUGUCAUUUCCAUUGGAUUGGAAGCCGUGGAAGAGUGGGUAGGUGCUUCCAGGCCAUGGUGGCUGUGGCAGUAUUUAGGUGGCACUGCGGAGCCACCUGUGGGCCACUGAAGGAAAGUGUGAAGAAGAGAAUCAAGGACCUUGGCAGUGUAGAGGAGGGAGGGCACUAGGACAAGAGCCCCAUGCCAGCCUUGGACCUCCAGGAACCGGCCAGCAGAGACGCAGCACUGUGCAGACCCAGAAAUGAGGGUCCCCGCUUGGAUGCUGUCCUGGAUAGAGACACCAUCUGUGACACUGACACAGCCUGACACAUACAGUGGAACAUUUGGGGCUGCUUUAGGUUAGUCCAUGACCGGGUAGGUCUUGGGAUCACCUCCUCCGAGUUCCCUCUGUGUACGGAGUCAUCAGCACAUCCACGAAAGUCCAAUAGUCCCCUCCAUGUGCAAGUGUGUAUGCUAGGCUGCCCCAGAGCAAAGGCUUAGGAGACCCUAAUUACCCACCAUUCCCACCAAUGACCAAAGCUAAAACCUGGUAUAGCAAGACUCUAAGAUGGAAAGGGCUUUGUGUCCCCAAGAUGGUCAUUAUCAAAUGGCCAGGGAAUCUAGAGCCAUAAGCCGAGGAAAGCAAAGGACACGGUUCCUGGAGGGGCACAGCAUUGUCAGAUUGGUGUGAUGGCCCCGGACCUGGAGAUGGGGGAGGGUAAGGCUUGAGAACCCCCUGACUCAUUCCAAAUUAAUGAGUAAGGAGGACAAUGCUUGUUUUUUCCCGUGGAGACUUACCUGGCGUGUGUCCAGACUCUGGGCCCAAGUCACCAGUCCUAUGGGUCAUCAACUGGCAAUUGCCCCAGCAGUACAGGAAACGAGGGGGGUCAGUGUUAGAGUUGGAGUGCAGCAUAUUGCACCAGUGAUUGGGGACACCCGGACUUAGUUGUAAAAAAAGCCUAGGUUCCUGUAACUAAAGCCAAUGGGGCUAGAAGCUAUUGUUUAACCAUUAAACAUUAUCUUUUGUUGUUGUUUUGUUUUGUUUUUUGUUUUUUUUUUCAAGACAGGGUUUCUCUGUAUUGUUUUGGAGCCUGUCCUGGAACUCGCUCUGUAGACCAAGCUUGGUCUCAAACUCACAGAGAUCCCCUGCCUCUGCCUCCUGAGUGCUGGGAUUAAAGGCGUGCGCCACCACCACCCGGCCCAUUAAACAUUAUCUUAUUUGUACCCAGGCUAUAAAGCCUGACACAUCAGCUACAUGUACAGUUGUGAAAUCUAACAAACUUAAUUGGAAAAUCAAUUUGAUUAAUAUGAUCUACCAAAUAAAGAAAUUCAUUCAAUGCA
Messenger RNA from Mesocricetus auratus (golden hamster), 4267 nucleotides. RefSeq names its product G protein-coupled receptor 55 (gene Gpr55). The coding region runs from base 383 to 1417 and encodes 344 amino acids. The record is from RefSeq and is a predicted model, not a curated record. Lineage: Eukaryota; Metazoa; Chordata; Mammalia; Rodentia; Cricetidae. Gene Ontology annotation, molecular function: G protein-coupled receptor activity. Gene Ontology annotation, biological process: phospholipase C-activating G protein-coupled receptor signaling pathway; positive regulation of Rho protein signal transduction. Gene Ontology annotation, cellular component: membrane. The transcript is spliced from 3 exons.